Messenger RNA from Miscanthus lutarioriparius, 825 nucleotides. Lineage: Eukaryota; Viridiplantae; Streptophyta; Magnoliopsida; Poales; Poaceae. The record is from the annotation of a GenBank genome assembly.
AUGGCCUCUCCGCCGCGGGGGCAGCCCCAGCCCGCCACCGCCGCCGCGCCGGCGGCCGCGGCCGCCACGUCCCCGCAGUUGCCCGCCGCAUCCCACCCGCUGCCCCGCGCGUUCCUCGCCACCUCCUCCCCCCGUGCCACAGCGGCGGCACCGGCGCCCCCGCUCUUCACCGGCCGGCCGCUGAACCCUAACCCUCCGGGCCACGGCUCCUCCGUGCCCCACGGAAUCCUCUACCCCGUCCUGAGAUCCGCGUCCACGUCCAACUCCGCGGCCGCGGCCGUUACCGCGCACCUCCGCCGCGUUCCUCCGAUGGCCGUCGGGUACCCCCGGACCCACGCCGUCGCCGUCCCCAUUGCGCAGCAGCAGCAGCAGCCCCUGGUGCGCGAGCUGCCCCGGUCCUUCGCGGCCGUGCCUCGGGCGCUUGUGGCGGGCGUGGCGGCGCGGCCCGAGCAGCCUCCCCGAGGAGUUCCUAUAGCUUCGCAGCCCAAGGUUAAUCCAAUACCACCUGUUGCUCCAUCCAAUGAGCAGAGCAACCCAAAAGACAGGGAAAAUAGCAGAGAAGAACCUACAGUUGUGGUGAUUAAUGACCGCAAAGUUAACCUGCUGGAUAGUGAGUCGGGAUCCUUGUACGCUCUCUGUCGAUCGUGGGUUCGUAAUGGUGUUCCACAUGAAAGUCAGCCAAGCUUUGGAAAUGGUGAACCACUUCUUCCAAGACCUUUGCCUGCUUCAGUUGUAGAUUCUAGAAUAUCAGAAAGGGACAAUAAUGAUGCCACAGGUGAAGAUUCAGAUGAAGAGCCACAGAAGUUUUGGGUGUUUGAAAGUUGA